AUAAAGACUUCCAUAAAGCCCAAUUUUAUCCCCAUUUAAGUCAAAGUGACACCUGUCACCGUACAAUGCUCCAAAUCCCCUCACCGCUCCCAUGGGUCUCUCUAUCUCCGGCUUAUUCCACAAACUCUUCUCCAAGAAGCAACUGCGCAUCCUCAUGGUGGGCCUCGACGGCGCCGGCAAAACCACCAUCCUCUACAAACUGAAAUUCGGCCAAGUCGUCACCACCAUCCCCACCAUCGGCUUCAACGUGGAGAUGGUCGAGUACAAGAACAUCACCUUCACCGUCUGGGACGUGGGCGGCCAGGACAAACUGCGCCGCCUCUGGCGACACUACUUCCAGCACACCCAGGGCAUCAUCUUCGUCGUGGACACCAGCGACCGCGAGCGCAUCGACGAGGCCGGCAAGGAGCUGCAGAACCUCAUGGUGGAGUACGAGCUCCAGAGCGCAGUCCUGCUCGUCCUGGCCAACAAGCAGGACCUGCCGGUGUCCAUGACGGCGGCGGAGAUCGCCGAGAGGUUGCAGCUCGACGGCUUACGAGGGCGCAAGUGGCACAUUCAGGGCAUUUGCGCGCUCAAGGGCAAUGGGUUGUACGAGGGGUUCGAAUGGCUGUCGCGGGAGUUGCUUUAGUUGCUUUAGGGGUUGUUAUCGGCUGCUGCUCGAGGUCGUUGCGGGAGGGUGGUCGGGGGUGGCUACUUACCUUAAGAGUCUUGUUAUGUAGUCGGGCCAGUUGUCGGGGAACAUGACGAGGAAAAAUCCUACGGCGAUCAAGAUCAUCCCUGCCAGUUUCAUCCCUUCGAAGUUAGCACCAUAUAACACUACGUCCAGUGCUAGAAACAGUCGAGUGUACUUAACGUGUUUAGCGGCAAUAAAUCUAAUUUAUGGGUGUUAUUUUA
Messenger RNA from Zophobas morio, 894 nucleotides. Its product is annotated as ADP-ribosylation factor 2-like. Gene Ontology annotation, biological process: vesicle-mediated transport; intracellular protein transport. Gene Ontology annotation, cellular component: cytoplasm; plasma membrane. The transcript has a single exon. NCBI's taxonomy places the organism in Eukaryota, Metazoa, Arthropoda, Insecta, Coleoptera, Tenebrionidae. Bases 92 to 628 code for a protein of 178 amino acids. Gene Ontology annotation, molecular function: GTP binding; GTPase activity. The record is from RefSeq and is a predicted model, not a curated record.